CGAUGAAGAAAGGUCAAUCGAUUUCAGAUCAGAAGGAGUGAAAAGAUUAGACCUACUACACUAAUACAGUAUAAGACACCUCUUAUAUACGUAUGGUACGGUAUAUUGCGAAAUAGAAAACAUAUUGUGAUGUCAUGAUCUUAUCAAGUCACACUUUGUAUGCGGCAACUUCCUAUUUAAUAUUGCACGUUGGCAUAUUGACACUAUAAUAAAGCGGUUAGGAAGUUUGACGUGACACUCAACCCUUCUUGCCUUCACCAUGACGGAAACAACUAGAUUACUGAAUGGCAACGAAGUAAAUGCAGGGUCAUACGGCGGCCAGUCGAACUCCUCCCAGGCGUUGGAAGACCAGGGAGAACUCGAGAAAUCAUUAACGAGCACCCACUCCGUUGUAUCCUUCCAUGACAUCACUUACAAUGUCCCAGAUAAGGUUGCCGGUAAAAAUGCGAGUAAAACUAUUUUGAAAAACAUCAGUGGUAUUUUUACUCCGGGAAUGAAUGCAAUCAUGGGACCAACAGGUGGUGGAAAAACAUCAUUGCUAGACGUGUUAGCCGCAAGGAAGCACCCCAAAGGUCUGUCAGGUGUAGUAUUAAUCGACGGUCUACCUCAACCAGCGGAAUUCCGGUUAAUCGCUGGCUAUGUCGUCCAGGAUGAUGUGGUGAUGGGAACGAUGUCUGUUCGAGAAAACUUAAUGUUCUCCGCUUCACUCAGACUUGGAAAAGAGGUAUCGACACAAGAAAAACGACAACGCGUUAACAAUAUCAUAAAGGAGUUAGGUUUAUCAAAAUGCGCCGAUUCAAAGGUUGGAACUGCGUUUAUACGUGGUAUUUCAGGUGGCGAGAGGAAAAGGACAAACGUCGGUAUGGAGCUGGUAACCAAGCCCGGAAUUUUAUUCCUUGAUGAACCAACCACUGGCCUUGACGCAAGCACGGCCAAAUCAGUAAUGUCUACACUGUCUGAUUUCACAGGUUUUCAAUGCGAGGCGUUCAACAACCCGGCCGAUUUCUUCCUUGACAUUAUUAUUGACCAUGAAACAGAAUCACUUAAAAAUAGGAACAGUUCUGAAAACGGGACAACUAAAGAACACAUGUCUCUGGUGGAUAAUUUUAAGAAGUCAACACACUACACAUCUCUGCAAGACGAAGCAACGAAACUACUUUCUAACUACAAACAAACUCAGAACGUUGUUGUGCAUAAAAUCGAUUAUCCAACUUCUUUUCUGAAACAGUUUGCUGUUUUAGCAAGGAGAGCAUUCACUAACUUGAUUCGAAACCCUCAAACAUCUACGUUACAGAUAUUAAUACUCGUUGUUCUUGGUCUCGUCGUGGGUGGAUUAUUUUGGCAGCUCGAUACUUCGCUCUCGUCAGGAAUACAGAACAGAAUCGGUGUAUUUUUCUUUAUGAUAAUGAACAUCACAUUUGGAAACAUUAGUGCCUUAGAGGUGUUCAUUUAUGAAAGAGUUAUAUUUAUGCACGAGUCAGCUGGUGGUUUCUAUCGCACGUCCGCUUAUUUUUUUGCAAAGGUCCUAUGUGAUUUGGUUCCAAUGCGCAUGUUCCCCACAUCAGUGUACUGCUGUAUUACGUACUGGAUGAUAGGUAAGAUGCAGCUAAUGGCUUAAUGUGAAAGAAGUGUAGUGGAACUGGCUAAGGAUUGCUUCAAAUUCCUAGCUUCAGAGUCACUUGUAUAAUAGCAGUCAACCAGUACAGUACCAUGCAGUAUCUACCAGUACAGUAUCUACCAGUAC
Molecule: messenger RNA, 1744 nt
Organism: Anneissia japonica
Lineage: Eukaryota; Metazoa; Echinodermata; Crinoidea; Comatulida; Comatulidae
Product: broad substrate specificity ATP-binding cassette transporter ABCG2-like
Exons: 12
Coding region: 260-1618 (452 amino acids)
Cellular component (GO): plasma membrane
Molecular function (GO): ABC-type transporter activity; ATP hydrolysis activity; ATP binding
Source: RefSeq, a predicted model, not a curated record